GCAGCUGCCUAUAUGGAUUCAUUGAAGACCGUGACACAGAGAUGACAAAACUCUCAUUUUUCUCUCUGCUGGGGGCCCUGCUGCUCUGCUCAGGCAUUUCAGAUAAUCAGACUGGAAUGUCUCAUGAUGACCAUCAGAAUCCUGUGAAGGAGAAAGAGUUCAGUCAACAUGACAACAAAGCAAUGGAUGACAAACAGGCUGCAUUUUGUGUUGUUUGCAAGGCUAUCAUUAGAAAAGUGUUGAAUAGUAUUGGAAAAGCAUUUUCAAAGAAUGAUAUUGAUCAGCAGCUAAACACAGUCUGUAGAAAAAUGAAAAUACCUGGUUGUAGAAAAUUUCUGCAGAAAUAUAAAACCAAACUCAUCAAUGCUCUGGUUUCUGGAGACAAUUAUCGGACCAUCUGUGUCAAAUUAAAAUUGUGCAAACAGAAGUACAUGUAAUCAAUACAGUGAUUUUGCUUUUGGGGGCCUAAAUUUGUGUUUUCAUUUAUUUGUGCAUUAUCAUUUACUACACAUGAUUAGAAUGAUCAUUUUGAAACAUGUCUUAAAGCCCUAGGUUUGCCUCAAACUCAUUUUUAUGACAAUAAA
Messenger RNA from Myxocyprinus asiaticus (Chinese sucker), 584 nucleotides. RefSeq names its product antimicrobial peptide NK-lysin. The record is from RefSeq and is a predicted model, not a curated record. The coding region runs from base 42 to 437 and encodes 131 amino acids. Gene Ontology annotation, biological process: defense response to bacterium; killing of cells of another organism; antimicrobial humoral immune response mediated by antimicrobial peptide. Lineage: Eukaryota; Metazoa; Chordata; Actinopteri; Cypriniformes; Catostomidae. The transcript has 4 exons. Gene Ontology annotation, cellular component: cytolytic granule.